AUGAUCGAAAAGUUACGUUUGAAGUAUCGACUCAAAGUGGUUCAGAAUCUAGAAGAUAAUCAGAUGCGAAGCAUCAUCAAGAGUGUUGGUUCGGAAUGUAAGUUCUCGAGUGAGGAAUUGGAAACGUUGUAUAACGUUAUAAAGGUAUGUUUGUGCUAG
Molecule: messenger RNA, 159 nt
Organism: Anisakis simplex (herring worm)
Lineage: Eukaryota; Metazoa; Nematoda; Chromadorea; Rhabditida; Anisakidae
Source: the annotation of a GenBank genome assembly